Haliotis rufescens (red abalone) is the source of this 3188-nucleotide messenger RNA. RefSeq names its product adhesive plaque matrix protein-like. NCBI's taxonomy places the organism in Eukaryota, Metazoa, Mollusca, Gastropoda, Lepetellida, Haliotidae. The record is from RefSeq and is a predicted model, not a curated record. The coding region runs from base 474 to 1439 and encodes 321 amino acids. The transcript has 2 exons.
UCAUGAUACUUACACAGCCAUGAUACUUACACAGCCAUGAUACUGACAUAUAAACCCUACACAGCCAUGAUACCAACAUAUAAACCCUACACAGCCAUGAUUCUUACACAUAAACCCUACACAGCCAUGAUACUGACAUAUAAACCCUACACAGCCAUGAUACUUACACAGCCAUGAUACUGACAUAUAAACCCUACACAGCCAUGAUACCAACAUAUAAACCCUACACAGCCAUGAUUCUAACACAUAAACCCUACACAACCAUGAUACUUACAUAUAAACCUGACACAGACAUGAUACUUACAUAUAAACCCUACACAGCCAUGAUACUGACAUAUAAACCCUACACAACCAUGAUACUUACAUAUAAACCCUACACAGCCAUGAUACCAACAUAUAAACCCUACACAACCAUGAUACUUACAUAUAAACCCUACACAGCCAUGAUACCAACAUAUUAACCCUAAACAGCCAUGAUACUGACAUAUAAACCCUACACAACCAUGAUACCAACAUAUAAACCCUACACAGCCAUGAUACCAACAUAUAAACCCUACACAGCCAUGAUUCUUACACAUAAACCCUACACAACCAUGAUACUGGCAUAUAAACCCUACACAGCCAUGAUACUGACAUAUAAACCCUACACAACCAUGAUACUUACAUAUAAACCCUACCCAGACAUGAUACUGACAUAUAAACCCUACACAGCCAUGAAACUUACAUAUAAACCCUACACAGCCAUGAUACCAACAUAUAAACCCUACACAGCCAUGAUACUGACAUAUAAACCCUACACAACCAUGAUACUGACAUAUAAACCCUACACAGCCAUGAUACUUACAUAUAAACCCAACACAGCCAUGAUACUGACAUAUAAACCCUACACAACCAUGAUACUAACAUAUAAACCUGACACAGCCAUGAUACUGACAUAUAAACCCUACACAGCCAUGAUACUGACAUAUAAACCUGACACAGCAAUGAUACUGACAUAUAAACCCUACACAGCCAUGAUACUUACAUAUAAACCCAACACAGCCAUGACACUUACACAUAAACCCUACACAGCCAUGAUACUGACAUAUAAACCCUACACAGCCAUGAUACUGACAUAUGAACCUGACACAGCCAUGAUACGGACAUAUAAACCUGACACAGCCAUGAUACUGACAUAUAAACCCUACACAACCAUGAUACUUACAUAUAAACCCUACACAGCCAUGUUACUUACAUAUAAACCUGACACAGCCAUGAUACUGACAUAUAAACCUGACACAGCCAUGAUACUGACAUAUAAACCCUACACAGCCAUGAUACUUACAGAUAAACCCUACACAGCCAUGAUACUGACAUAUAAACCCAACACAGCCAUGAUUCUUACACACAAACCUUACACAGCCAUGAUACUUACAUAUAAACUUUACACAGCCAUAUAAAUAUCUGGGCAUUAUUUGUUUCUUCAAGGUUAGUGUUGUCCAAAGCAUGUGAAACUUUACAAGGCUAUAAGGCUAGCUUUCCUGUCCAUAGAUUAUUGAGAACUAUUCCAUCUCUGUCAUUUGAUAUCAUCCAAAGUAUAUUGGUUGCUCGAAUCUUAUUGUAUGGUUCAGAAAUUUGGGGAUUUACGUUUAGGGAGUCUAUAGAAAAGGUACAGAGUAAUUACUUUAAGAGGUGUCUGGGUGUCUCAAGACGCACAUCAAGCAGUGCUUCAUUAGAUAAAGUAGACGGAAGUUAUAUGUGUGUUAAUUAUUAUAGUAGAUGUAUGGUUAUUGGUUCAGAUUUUUUAGGAUAAUUGUAAAAUAAACUGGAUCUCUCACAUUCGUAAGUUAUUAUUUGUAACUGGUUUCUCAUUUGUCUGGAUCACUCAGGAUUGUGGUAAUGUUAAAGCUUUUUUGAGCAUGUUUUCACAGAGAUGUAAAGAUAUAGAGUUGCAGAAAUGGCAUGAUAAGAUAUCAGGUUCCUCUUUUUUAAAUUUGUAUUGUGGUUUCAAACCUAUGAUAGGUGUUUGAAAAGUAUACAAUUGAAUUAUUUCCUUUAAGGAGUUAUUAAGAGUAUAUUGUAAAUUUCUUUGUGCAUCACAUAAGUUGAAAGUGCAGUAUAAAUAGUUUAAAGCAUACGAUGAUCCACAAAUGUUUUAGUACAAACUGUUAUGCACCUACUAUUAAUGAUGAGUUUAAUUUUCUCUUGGAAUGUCUUUAUUUUCCGGACCUGUGAAGAUUCCGUGGUAGACUAGGUCUUCAGCAACCCAUGCUUGCCUUAAAAGGCGACUAUGCUUGUCGUAAAAGGCAACUAACGGAAUCGGGUGGUUAGGCUCGCUGACUUGGUUGAUGUAUGUCAUCGAUCCCAAUUGCUCAUGAUAUUAAUCAUGGAAUAUUGAUGAGUGCGGCGUUAAACAACAAACCAACCAACCAACAUUAUUUUCAGUCAAGUGGAGAAAUGAUUGUGCCUCCCUGUUAUUAUACUAAUCCUUCCAUUCAUACAUUAUCCCAGUUUCUCUCAUCAGUGAAGCCUGCAGUUACUAAAAGUGUAUAUUUAUAUCUAAACAGAAACCUACCCAGAUAAGCACCUUAUUGAUAUAUAUAUGUUAAGAAACAGCACACUUUUUGCAUUUUUGUAUAUGCAGCACUAUGGGCGAUGUGGCCUCAAAUGCCAACUUGUCACUUAAGUGCCUCUCCUGUCUGCAGUAGUUAAGUGACUAUCCCAGAUGGCUAGUAAAUUACCUAUUUCACACAUAAAAUGGCUAUAUAGCAUUAUUUGAUAAUAUGGCAAUAUUCAUUAGUUAUAUUUUGUGACAGGCUAGUUCUUUCUUAAACAAGUUGGCAAUGCUGGACGAUAGGCUAUUUCUUCUGAAUUCUACCACUGUUAUCUGUAUGUAGAUGUACGAAAACAUUUAUCAAAACAUAUGAAUACUCUAGCCAAGGAAAUUAGAAGCUGGUCAAACCUGUCGCUGGCCUGUUUCAGAAUAUACUGACCUGCACUUGGACAGAUGUUUAUGGCCAUAAAUAACUACAAAAAGUCAAAAGAAAUGGGGUCACAAACUUCAUGGGUCAUACUAAAGUACUCACAAAAUGAAAAAAACCUGUUUUUUCGAUCUCAGAUUUUAAAUAAAUGCAGUUGAUAUACAAAAUAUAUAAAUAUUCAAACAACUCAAUUAGUACUAAUUGGGCCUUGGCACAAAUACAGUGUAU